Molecule: messenger RNA, 267 nt
Organism: Parnassius apollo (apollo)
Lineage: Eukaryota; Metazoa; Arthropoda; Insecta; Lepidoptera; Papilionidae
Source: the annotation of a GenBank genome assembly
AUGGAAGGAUCGGGGACUGGUAAGUUUGAUUCUGUGGUGACGGAGAUGGUGAUGAAUGGAUCGGUGACUGGUAGGUUUGGUUCUGUGGUGACGGAGAUAGCGAUGGAUGGAUCGGUGACUGGUAGGUUUGGCUCUGUGGUGAGGAAGAUGGCGAUGGAUGGAUUGAAGACUGGUAAGUUUGGUUCAGUAGUGACGGAGAUGGUGAUGGAUGGAUCAGAGAUUGAUAUUGAUGUGCUCGGUCAACCCGAUCUAUCAUGCAUGCUUUAA